AUGGCUGCCGGUCGGACUUUAGAUAAGUCCGCUGUUAAUCUAUCUGGUCAGCUUGAAGUUAAUUUCUUUAAUGUCGUGUCAAAGUAUAUAGAAUAUGUUGAAUAUAAUAAAAAUAAUGAUCGAAUAAGAUGGACUGGAGACUUUGAGAAACUGAAGAAUUUCGUAUCUGAUUUGUUUGGCAACGACGGUAAAUGGAGUUCGCCGGGUGGGAGUGCAAAGUCAGACAGACUAACUAUUACUUGGUAUGCGAACAAGAAAUCUCUCUUGUUUCAAUGUGAACUUGGUGAUAAGCUGAAGGACUUAGUGAUUAACUUAUGCCGGAAUAAAACCCAAAUUCACGAAUCUGAGCCGAAUGAGAAUAAAAUUGUUGACCGAUUACUUAAUGAAUUUUGCUACGUUAAGACGAAAGUUCAUCAGUUGUCUGCAGUUAUGAAUAAUCUUCCUGAAGACAUGGCCAUGGUUACAAAUAAUACUAAAUCUCAAGGUUUUGGUUCCAAAAGCGCGAAGUGUAAUGUCGCUGUGCAAACGGAUUUGUAUCCAGCAAAUGAGAGCACUAAUCAAACUCGAGUGUGUAGCCCUGACCCAGUCAAUGGAAUUAGAUCUAGUUAUAAUGGAAUCAAAGUUCAAUCGAAUAUGUACAGAAAUUGCCGAUAUACAAAAGAAUCAAAAAGAGAUAACGCAACAUGUAAACUGCAAGUUGGAUUCAGAUGCCUAUUUAAUCGAAAAUGA
Paramuricea clavata is the source of this 729-nucleotide messenger RNA. Lineage: Eukaryota; Metazoa; Cnidaria; Anthozoa; Malacalcyonacea; Plexauridae. The record is from the annotation of a GenBank genome assembly.